AUGAGCAAGGUGCAGCCUCACCUGACGAAUUUGUGGCAUCUCUUGGAGCAAGGUCAGCGUCGUUUGGAACACGAACUCCAGCAGCAAGCCUCUGUGGGUGCAGUACUGGUGGGUCCCUCGCUCAUGGGCAAGACUUUGAAUCGCAUGUUAUCAAGCUGCCAACGACGAGCACACAAAUCCCUACCUGAAAUGUGCCAUUAUUUACUUGGCUACCCAGAAGCGUACAGCAGUCAUGCAUUUCGUCCUCUUUUUGUCGGUAAUUUGCUCUGCCGUGCUGCUAGCUUGCUGCCCUUGGCCCACACGGAUCUUCCUGAGCCUGAGUCUGUGGCGUGGGUGCCACGGGGGCCUGGUGCGAAUGACCACACUGAGGGUGCUUCAUCGACCGCAGCCCAACCCUCACGUCUGAAUCUCAUGACGCAAGACUUGGAUUAUAUGCACCGUGGUCCUGCACUGCAACUAUGGCCUCUGUACUUUUAUGUUGCGGCCGUCUCGCGCUCCACUGGACAACGUUGCUCUGCUGGUGCCUAUUUGGAGCCCUUUGCCCCAGACCACCCAAAUGCUGCGUAUGCCGUGCAGAAGAUCGCUCUUACAGAUCCUUGGUUGGUGCCGCAAGUUGUCGGCCGUGCAGUGCCUUCUGCAGAGAAAGAUCCCGAACUUCGAGCAGUCCUGCUGCUAUUGUUGUUCAAACCUUGGUCCCAUUCAACUCUGCAAGAUCUCCUUCUGCCGUGCACUGUCAAUCAGGAAAUAUUGCCGACGUGGCUUGCUGCGUUCGAUGAUUUCAUGGCCCAUACUGCGGCUUUACGGUCCUCACCGGCUACACGCCCAGCACCUUUUACGCCGGAAUAUUGGGCGCACCGAGUUUGGGACACUAUAGCCAACUUCGAUGCCUUAAACGGCAGCCUCAUUGACGAUAAUCUCCGGGCAGUACGACAUCAUCCUGGCGUUCUUGCUGGUGAUGCGGCCGCCUCCGAAUUUGUUCCUCCUGUGCCUGGGCCUCACACUUUCGAGGACGAUGUCGCCUCCAAUCCCUCUGACAUGCCCAUGGAUGAAGAUUUUUAUGAAGCUGACUUGCCGCUGCACACCGCUUCUGCUGCCUGCAUGCACCACUUUGAUGAGACGUGGUCUGGUGUACGCUUGUACGCAGAACGCUGCUGCAGUGCACCGAACUUGCGCGCCGCGGAGUAUGCUUCAGAAUUACACGCUCUACAACAGCGUGUAACAGCACCCUCCCGGGAAUUCCGUCAUUCUCCUCAAUUGCUGCACUCUGAAAGUCUUGCAGCUCGCUUAGAGCAAUUGCGCAGUGAUGUCCGGCAGUGGCGACAGGCUUGGCUUGCAGCUGGGCGCUGCAACGCCCCGGAUGGCUCCUUGAAUGCGAAGCAAGCUCUUUUUCUGGUCGUGUAUGGCUUGCAUCUACAAGAACGUGUCUCGGCUGCCAGCGCUUCCACCCAUGCCCCACGGGCAGACUUUAUCUUACUUGGUGGUCCUGGGACCGGUAAGACCCACAUGCUGAAAGAAGUUUUGAAGCUUCAAAAUCUUUUCUUCCCACAUUCGACGCAACAGUGCUCCUACAUGAACAGCGCUGCUCGUCUCAUUGGCGGGCGCACCUUACAUACAGCAUUGGAUUUGCCACGGAAAAACCACAAACUAGGUCAACAAAAUCUGGUCAGCAAAAAAGAGCAACUCUUGUCCCAGUGGCGUGACAUCUUGUUGCUGUGCAUCGAUGAAAUCAGUAUGUUGCCUGCCGACUUGUUCUCUGCCUGUGAGCUACGUGCACAACAAGCCAAAAACAAUACUGAUGCUUUGUGGGGCAACAUGUCUUUACUUCUCACCGGCGACUUUUUGCAGCUGCCUCCAGUGGCUGCGCAAACCUUAGCUGGCAGCCCUGAUGCAAUUCCGAGCAGCGCCAGUUCGGCGCCUUCGACAGCCCAGCCAGACCAACGCCGGCUGAACGCAGCGCAAGGGCGGCGCCUUUGGCGCGAUAUCUCUAGAUGCGUCCUUUUGAGCGUUUCGCACCGCUCACAUGGUCCUCUGCAACAUUUUUUGCAGUUAAUGCGCACUGGCACCAUACCCUCUGCCGCAUGGGACGUUCUACUGCGCCGUGUAUUGCAGCCGCAUGAUACUCGUCUCCGGGAGCCCAAGUACUGGUCCAAUGCUGCUUGUGUGGGUGUCUUGCGGCAUAGCAUUCGUGCGCUUGCUUGCCUCCACCGAGCCCAUCAAUUGGCAUUCCUUGCUGGACAACGUCUUCUGCUCUGCAUCUGUAUUGAUUCCUGCCGUCGUGGGGCUGACGGCUCUUUGUCGCACCCAGGACUUCUUCGCUAUCUUUGCAGCGUCGACAACUUGACUGAAACACAGAACCUGCCUGGUAUCCUCUUUCUCUGGCAUGGCUGCGCAUUGACUUUAGAGGAGAAGGUGGCUGAUCGGUAUGGUUUGGUACGCGGCUGCCAAGGCGAGCUCCAACAUCUUGUUCUCCAUCCAGAUGAACCGACAUUCGACCUGUCCCCGGACUUGGAGCCGCACAUCUUGACAUACAUGCCUUGCAGCCUUACCUUGCAAGUGCCACAGGCUACUUUUGUACAAAGUGCUUUGCUUGAGUGUGGCCAGUGCGCCUUGUUCCCAAUUAUUCGAGACUGGCAGCACUCCACUAAAGCAGAUGGCUUGCCCUUCUUGGAUCAAACUACGCGUGAUAUGCUGCUGGGAUCAACACUAUCUAUCACGCGGAGGCAGUUCCCAUGCACCAACCCAUUGGCCUGCACCGCGUACAAUCUUCAGGGGCAGACUGUU
This is a messenger RNA of Durusdinium trenchii, 2781 nucleotides long. The record is from the annotation of a GenBank genome assembly. Lineage: Eukaryota; Dinophyceae; Suessiales; Symbiodiniaceae.